CUUUGAUAUAAAAAUACACAAAAAAUCUAAAAAAAACGAAAUAUAAAAAUAUCCUAAAGAUAAAGAAAAGAUAUCAAAAAUCUGUUUUCGGUAAUUUUCGCGUUUUCUUCAACUUCAACUCUCGUUCCAAUCGUUCUCGUCAUUCGCAUCCAUUAUCGGGUUAUAUCACUGACCACCCAAUACCAACAACAUCGCAAUCACCGUCGCCAAGAACCAGUCUCCAAUUUGCUAGUCCUUAUCAGCAUUUUUCUUUGUUUGUUAAUAUCCAAUCAAUCAAUUCAACAUGAAUACCCAAUCGAAGGUGUACCGCACCGGCGAAGAAAUCUAUGACAACUUGCCAUGCGAUGGUUAUUUCAACAUGAAUGCCAUUCGCAAUCUGGGAAUCCCGACUACAUUCCCGACCAUUGGAACCUUUACGCUUGACUCAACCACUUUGGGAUUGCAGCCGCAAGGUCAGGGGCCGUCUCAGCAACAUCAGCAGCAGCAGCAGCAAAAUAUGCAUCAUCACCAACAGCAGCAGCAGCACCAACAACAGCAGCAGCAGCAGCAGCAUAUGCAACAGCAGCAGCAACACCAACAGCAGCAGCAACAACAUCAACAGCAGCAGCAACAUCAACAGCAGCAGCAGCAUCAACAACAGCAGCAGCAACAACAUCAGAGCAUUGGAAUGUUUGAUGCCAACGAGGUUAACGAUGUCAUCCAGAAUCCUCCUCAAAUCGGUGUAUUUCAAUCUAACAGUGUUUUGACCAAUGGAGCUGGGAGCUCCUCUUCGAUCUUUGGCUCCCAGUCGAGCAAUUCUUCGGCCGCAGCUGCGGAUCCCAGCCAGACCACCCGGGAAACUGGCAUCAUCGAGAAGCUGCUGCACUCCUAUGGAUUUAUUCAGUGCUGCGAGCGGCAGGCGCGUCUCUUCUUUCAUUUCUCGCAAUUCAGCGGUAAUAUUGAUCAUUUGAAAAUCGGAGAUCCCGUGGAGUUUGAGAUGACCUAUGAUCGCCGUACCGGCAAGCCGAUAGCUAGUCAAGUGUCUAAGAUAGCCCCAGAGGUUGUACUUUCCGAGGAGCGUGUCACCGGCACGGUGACCACCGAGCUGCGCACGGAUAGCGCCAACAAUGUGCUCAACUCCAGCGAGACCACCGGUCGCAUAAGCUAUGAGAACCGAGGCGAAUGCUUCUUCUUACCCUAUACCAAAGACGAUGUGGAAGGCAAUGUCAACUUGCGCGCUGGCGACAAGGUCAGCUUCCAAAUCGCAACGAACCAAAGAGGUAAUCUAGGCGCCUGCCAUAUUCGCCUGGAGAAUCCGGCGCAGCCGGUCAAGUAUCGUGGCGUGGUCUGUUCGAUGAAGGAGUCGUUCGGCUUUAUCGAACGCGCCGAUGUGGUUAAGGAGAUUUUCUUUCACUUCUCUGAGGCCGAGGGCAAUGUGGAGCUGCGUCCCGGUGACGAUGUCGAGUUCACCAUCCAGACGCGGAGCGUAAGUGGCAGCGGCGAUCCGACCAACCCCAACCUCCUACAAUCAAAAAUGCAGUCUGCAUCUGUGCCUCCGCAGGGCCGUGAAUUUGCGUGCAACAUCACGCGCCUAGCACCGGGAUCGGUGAUCUUCGAGGACGUGGACAGCACGGUGUAUAAGGGCCAAGUGCUCAAGUCGCUUGAUCGCAACAAUCCGGUGCGUCAGAACAAUGAUCCCUUGCCGGGUCGCAUCCGUUACAGGGCUUUGGAUUACUCCGAGGUGGAGGUACCGUUCGGGGACAAGGACCAGAAGGGUGACUUCACCCUGCGCCACGGUGACUGGGUGCAGUUUCUCCUGGCCACCGAUCGGCGUGAUCAAUUGCAGCGGGCCACUUCGAUUGCCCUGUUGGACGAGACCUUCAAGGUGUCCGGCGAGAAGAGAGAGCAGGGCACCAUCGCCUCACUAAAGGAGGGCUUCGGCUUCCUGCGCUGCGUAGAGCGACAGGCCCGUCUAUUUUUCCAUUUUACUGAAGUUUUAGAUACGAGCCGCGAAAUCGAUGUCAACGAUGAGGUGGAAUUCACUGUUAUUCAGGAGCCUGGAUUGGCCUAUAAUAACUCGCGUUUGCAGGCCAUACGCAUUAAACACUUGCCGCCCAACUCAGUGCAAUUCGAAACUCUAAUGGCCAGCAACAUAGAGGGUUGCGUAACACGAGAGGCCCCUAAGAGCCCAAUUAAAUCUCAAGAUCGCGUCGAGGGCGGUGUGAUUACCUACGAACAUGCCGAUGUUAAAAAGACUAUAAUGUAUUUUCUUAAAGACUGCGAAAAACCACCAAGGAUUGGGGAGCGAGUACGCUUCGAUAUUUACAUGGUCAAACGUAACAAGGAGUGUAUAGCCGUCAACGUACAGCUAGUUUCGCUGCAGCAACAACAGCAGCAGCAACAGCAGAUGCUUCUUAAUCAGCCGAUUGCUGGAGCAAACAUAAACCAGAAUGACCAGCUUGCAGGAUUGUCGAAUGGAGUCAGUAGCAGCAGCUCGAAUGCCUCGCUGCAGAAUGGCUAUGUCAUGCACGGCAGCCCCGGUGGCAGCACUAGCAGCGUGGGCAGCAACAAUCCUGGUCACCUGGACGACUUUAAGCUGGAGAACAACAAUCAUGCCGGAACCGAGGCCGGUCAGGUGUACCGCGGCUUCAUAGCCGUGAUGAAGGAGAAUUUUGGAUUCAUUGAGACUUUGUCCCACGACGAGGAGGUCUUCUUUCACUUCAGCAAUUAUCUGGGCAACCCCAAUUGGUUGGAGUUGGGUCAGGAGGUUGAGUACACUCUGGCCCGCAACGGAAAUACUUCCGUUUCUGGAAACUGCCUGCCUGCGGAGAAUGUUCGCAUGCUGCCAAAGAACUCUAUUCCUCAGCCGGCUGUGCUGGAAACCACGCACAAUGGCGUGGUGGCUCGUCCGCUGCGCUGCAUCAAUCCCGACCAGCAGGAGUACGCCGGUCUCAUUGAAAUUCUCGAUGAGCUGCGCACCACCGUCAUUUCGCAACAUGAGUUCGGGAUCACUAGUCUGGUGAACAAGAGGGAUCUGCUCCAGAAGGGCGAUCUUGUUAGCUUCCGCAUUGAUGAGAGCGGCCGGGCAGCGAACGUAAAUGCCGUUAGGCAAAAGAAACGCGCCACUGUGGACUCCAUUAAGGGGCAGUUUGGUUUUCUCAACUUUGAGGUGGAGGAUGGUAAGAAGUUGUUCUUCCACAUGUCCGAGGUGCAGGGCAAUACUGUCGCCUUACAUCCAGGAGAUACUGUGGAGUUCUCCGUGGUUACCAAUCAGCGUAAUGGAAAGUCUUCGGCUUGCAAUGUUCUAAAAAUAAACGAUCGUCCGGAUCGUCUGAUCUCGCGCCUCAAGCUCAACGGCGAUGACACUGUGCCGCGCCUAAUCCUCAUUCGCGCACCAAAGGGACCGCAGGGCAAAGGCUUUUCUGUUCUAGCGCGUCAUCCACGCAUUCCAGGCAAUUUGGUGGAGUAGAUUGCUGAAAAUGUUGCAUUAGCAAGCCAGAUAUUAGAUGCACAUCAAAGACAAUUACCUACAGCUAUAUAUAUUCUUGUACGCAAGCCAUAAAUGAGCAGGCUACCAAUCAACCAACUAACAGCAACGUGAACUUGUCGCCCUAACCAUAUACACAAACAUUUAUAACGAAUAUAAUCCCUAGAAGCAAACAAACACUAUUGGAAACGAUCUAAUUGAUAAUAAUUGAUAGCAAAGGCAUACAAUUAAUAUUUACGAAACUACUUAACGGCAACUCAACAAGAGAACUCUUCGUGUCUGAAAUCGAAACUUAUUUGUAAUAUUACCAACUAACCCCUCCACCAUUGUAACGCUUUGUUUUCAACUAGACGCAACCGUGAUCCGAGUUGUGGCCAGUUUGAAGCAAAAUGAAAUUGAAAUCCAAGUGUCUGAGAGAUGAAACCAAAACGUUUGUAUACGUAUACUAUUUUCUACUAGUUUGCUUUAAUUUUAACUAAUUAAAAAAUCAAUGCGAAAAACAAAACAAAGUGAGAUGAAGGAAACAAGCAACAUAAUCUAUGAAGUAUUUAUUAUAGAAUGGCAACGAAAUCCUUGCAUAAUUGCGUUAGAAAUUGUAUAAAAGCAACACUCUCUAAAUACAUUUAUCUAUAGCUGCUUUUACUGUAUCUUGCUCUACUCGUAUUCUUUUGUACUUCUCGAAAACUGUUCUUUCACUGCUUUCAAUCUUACUGUUAACGAUUUAUAUUUAUUGAAUAAUUAUUGUACUGCGGCAGCAACAGUUAAGGUAGAACAACAAUCGCAGCAGCAACAUCAACAUCAACAAGAAAUCAAUCAAUGGAGUGAAGCAAGAAAAAGUAUUUAUAUCUACAAGUACAUAUAUAUUUUACAUAUUCAUUAACGUAAACAAAACUAAUAUUAAUGUUAUUAUUUCCUUUAAUUUGAUCUUUGCUUGUGAACACCCCCAAGUUGUUUCGCCAAAUCUUUUGUUGCAUUCAGACGGUUGCAUUAACUUAUUACGUAACAUAUUAUACAAAAACAUACAUACAUGCUACAUCUUAAAUAUUUAUUUAAAGCAACAACAAAACGCAUUAAGAAAACUCACAAAAAAAUAUUGAGGAGAGAAGUAAAUUACGAAAAGUUUUGUGUGACGAUGAAGAGCAAAUUAAAUUUGCUGCGCCAAAUCUGUUGAAACCAUUUAAUGAAGAUUAUAAAAAUAAUUUUUAAAAAAUCUAUAUACAUAUACGAAAAAAAUCUAAAAAAAAAAUAAAACUAAAAACCAAACCUUAUGAGCGUGUCGUGUGUCGGUAACAAAGAGCAAAUAUUGUGAAAAUUAUGAAUUUCAAUUACUAAGAAACAAAAAAACUAAUGUAACAAAAAAAAACACAAAAAAACAUUUAACAAGCUAACAACAAAUUUGGGAUCAGUACGUCCUAUUAUAGCCAUGUUAUAUACAACUACAACAGCAAAAACCACAAAAACAAGAACUUACACUAAGCAACACAGACACUCACAGACAAAACCAGAACAAAGAGCAAGAAAAAAUAGUAACUUUAAUAUUGUAUAACGAUUAUACAUCUACAUAUAUAUAGAUAUAUGCCGGAUAUACAUCCCGAGGGAUAUAUCCUGCAGGGCGGGUGGGGUAACUGAGGUUGAUGAAAUAGUCGACAGAAAUGCCAAACGCCAUCGCUGCCCAAAACAUUUUCAAAGCGGCCGGCACCUGGGCGUUUUGUCUUUCAUGCAAUGCAA
This is a messenger RNA of Drosophila takahashii, 5194 nucleotides long. RefSeq names its product cold shock domain-containing Unr (gene Unr). The record is from RefSeq and is a predicted model, not a curated record. NCBI's taxonomy places the organism in Eukaryota, Metazoa, Arthropoda, Insecta, Diptera, Drosophilidae. Gene Ontology annotation, molecular function: nucleic acid binding.